CACAGUAUGAUACUUACCACAGUUACUUACUUUAUGCAACGUAGCCACAUCCACAAUUUGUUUAUUUUUCAACGUGUUCAUAUCUAUAUUUACUAAUAUUUGAAAUACUGAUUGAUGAAAACUACUUUUUUCUAUUGUCUUCAUAGCAAGGUAAACGAGUGCUAAUGCACCUGCUGCACUAUUGCAAUGCAAAGUGCAUGGUGCAUUCGUGUAUCUACGCUCUUAUAAGUGACAGGUGCGUUUCGUUACUACAUGUGGACUGUGGAAAACCCAUUACGAUAUUGAGAUAUAAUCGAAUUUGAAUUUAUAAAAGGUUAACAUGUGCGGUAUCUGGGCAACGUUUGGAGUGGACGGAGUUCUAAGUUUCACAUAUGUGAAAUGUUUUUCAAAGAUCCGCCACCGCGGGCCGGACGCGUGGCGAAUCGAGCAGGACGCCCGCGAGCCGCUCAUCAUCCUCGGCUUCCAGCGGCUGUCCAUCGUGGACGGGCUGCACGGCAUGCAGCCCAUGCGCUUACACUGCUACCCGCGCACAACACUCAUCUGCAACGGUGAGAUCUACAACUGCAAGAGACUUCAGGAGCAGCACGACUUCCCGUACGAAACUAAAUGUGAUGUAGAAGCCAUCAUUCAUAUGUGUCAUCGGUUUGGUAUUGAGGAAACUGUGAAGAAUCUCGACGGCGUGUUCGCGUUCUGCCUCGUUGAUGGUGAGAAAAGGAAAGUGUAUGUAGCCCGUGACCCAUAUGGUGUUCGGCCUCUGUUUAUAUUCCAAGAUACAGAGGCACAAGUGAUGGGCCUGUGCUCUGAAGGUAAAGGUCUGAUGGGUAUGAAACAAAACGGCGGUGAAAACUCCACAUUAGGACAGUUCCCCCCAGGUCAUUUCCAAGUAUAUUCUAUAUUGGAGAAUGGUAAGGUAAAACUUGAUUAUACUAAACAAUAUUUCACUCCAGGAAAACCUCCACAAUUUGUACCUUUUGUUCCGGAAGAUAAGCUGGCUAAAAUGGACUUGAAUGAAAAAAUUGCUCACCUUUUAGAGGCUGCGUGCCGUAAACGUCUCAUGUCAGAUCGUAGGAUUGGAUGCCUAUUGAGUGGGGGCUUAGAUUCGUCACUGAUUACUGCUUUAGUAGUCAAACUUGCCAAAGAAUGCAACUUACCUUAUAAAAUACAAACAUUUGCCAUCGGCAUGGGGGAUUCCCCUGAUCUGAUUGCUGCUCGGGCCGUAGCAGACUACCUUGGCACUGAGCACCAUGAAGUUAAAUUUGAUGAAAAUGAUGUCAGAGAAUCAUUGGACAAUGUGAUUUAUCAUUUAGAAUCAUUUGAUAUUACCACAAUUCGAGCAAGUUUAGGCAUGUACCUAUUAUCCAAGUACAUAAAAGAAAACACAGAUACCACGGUGGUAUUUAGCGGGGAGGGGGCUGAUGAGGUGGCACAGGGAUAUAUCUACUUCAGAGAUGCACCAUCUGAGACUGCAGCUCACAAGGAGAGUAUACGGUUGCUCUCAGACAUAUACAUGUAUGAUGGGUUACGAGCAGACCGAACCACAAGUGCCUUCAGCUUGGAGCUUCGAGUGCCAUUCCUAGACAUUCAGUUCACUCAUCAUUAUCUCUCCAUAGACCCGAAAUUACGCCAACCUCAAAAUGGUGUAGAAAAGCAUUUGCUACGUAACAGCUUUGCCAAAAGUGGGCUGUUGCCAGACUCAAUUUUGUGGAGACAUAAGGAGGCAUUUAGUGAUGGUGUUGCAUCACUAAAGAAAUCGUUGUUUACAACUAUUGGAGAAGUUAUAGCAGAGAGGUCGAUUGAUGAGGAUGCACAGUACCCAGGAGUCCAACCCAAAACCACCGAGGCCAAAUAUUACCGCUCCAUAUUUGAAAAGUCUUUUCCACGCCAACAUAACUUCAUACCAUAUUACUGGAUGCCAAAGUGGGUACAAGUUUCAGAUCCAUCAGCCAGGUUUAUAACACAUUAUGCAGCAAAAUAAAACAAAAUUCCAAAUUUCACUUGAGAAAAAUUACAGUUAACCUUUGUGCCUCUUAAAUAGCAAAAUAUACCAAUUUAUAUUGCCGGCUUCCAAGCUAAGAAAGACAAGAUAUCCACAUGAAUCUCAUUCAGAUCAGGCAACUGUAAGGUUCCUAAUUGACAUAGAUCUUGAUUCAUGACAUGAUGCAGAAUGAGUAUUAGGAUUCCUAAAUUAGUAUUAAAUAAUAUUUAUUGAUCAUUCAUUAAUUCUCACAAAAUCGACACAUACAUAUCUAACACAAUACCAUGAUAUGAGACAAUUGUUUAUCCUCAGUAUAUGACAUGAACAUUAUUAUUGGACGAAUACAUCGGUUAAUAAUAAAUACCCCCUGGUCCCUGAUCAGUAAUAAUUAUGUUUUGCCAUUGCGCAAAACAGGUGUGCGCCCAGAUCAUGUGUGUAUAACAAGCGAUAGUCACGCGUAGCAUAAUUUAUUCAGUUGAAACGCGCGAUAGCAUAGCUAUAGCUUCAAUGGGGUCUUUCCCCUAGAACUUCGAGCAGACUGAUUCAGAUUACGGAGACUAAAUUCGAUGAUGUAUUAAGUUCUUAACCUGCAGGUUUAUAAAAUUCAAUUACUUUCUGGAUUGUGCUGUUUUUUUUUUAAAUUUCUAACUGUUAUUUGAUUUUUUAUAUUAGUGUCUGCAUUCUAAAACAAGGACAUAAGGUGGAGUUAGACUUUUUCGUUGCCAUGCCAUCAGAGGCUGAUGAUACUCUGUAUCAAUUGUAUCCAUUAAACAACUGACGCCUUAAAUAAUUGGCCAGAUUUGGUUAUGAAUUGCUUCGCAAUAACCACCACUACAGACUGGCGGAAAACUGGUCAACCAUGUUAGAAAAUAUUUCUAUCAAUGAUUGCUAAUGAUUGUGAAAUACUUACUUUAUAUAAUACAAAUAUAGUAAGAUUGUAUUUAAAAUAGAAUGCAAGAGCCAAAAACAAUUGUAUUUUUGGCAUCAGUGGUAACACGAAGCUAUUUGUGAAUUUUCAACAUAUUCUUAGUAAUAUGUGAACUUAGCUGUCUUAGUUGUGUGGGCUGUAAAAUGUAAUAUGUUUUGUUGAUGUUCAAAUAAAUAAAAUUUAACUGCCCAGUGAGCUGUACCAGUUGCAAACAUCAUACCGGCCGUAAAGAUUGGUGACAAUUGUACACAAACAACCGUUUGGUCUUAGGAUUCUUUAGGAAAAUGUUUGCAUUUCAAUAUUUAUCUUAUAAGCUACAUUUCUAAUAUAUAAGUUUGUUUUUGUUUGCUUUAUUGUUCUAAAUUAUUCUGUUUUACUAACAAUAUUUAAUCUCUUAUGUCAACGAUAUUACUUACGUGUGUAUAAAAUAUUUAUUAACAAAAUACAACCGGCAAUAAUUAAAAGUAUUACUUCAAAAAUAGCGAGUUCAUGGAACUGUAUAUUUAUAAUGUUGCUUUUGUUGAAAUGUUAACUUUGGAAGUAUUUUUAUUAUUGUUAUGCGAUUAAAGGAAUACGAUACGUCUCGCGUCGCGCGACGAACGCAUGCGCAUGUGAAAGAUCCUUGAUGUUAUACCAAAAAGGACUUUUUAUUAGAUAUAAUAAUUACAUCGUUAAUCAUAUUUAGCGAUGUGCUUUGUUACUCGAAUAGUAUUUAUAUUUCCCGCCUCAAUUUCUAUAUACAUACUGGUUCAGGAAAACAGGUUUUGUGAUCUCAAAGCUCAACAAAUCUCAGCCGUAUUCCAAUAUACUCAAAAGUGUUUUAAAAUUAUGUUAUUUUUGUUUGUUAAUGGUUGCGUUUUUGGUUAUGGGUUUUUGGUAAUAUAGUUAUUAGACUUGGAGAAGAGUAAUGCGUGAGUAUCACAAAAAAUUAUAACAAUGUCAGAUUUAUAUAUUUUUAAUACCAGUUGAAAAUAGCAUGUAUUAACAUUUGCGUAUACAUCCUUCCCAAAACUCAGUCGCUAAUGGUGAAAUUUUCUUGUUUCGUAGAUGUGUCCUUGCAGUAUGUCUCAAAAGUGGCAAUAUGAUAUUUUUACCUACCAAAUAGACAUUUUAUUGUCGUUUUUAUUCUAAAAUCAAUCUACACUACUUUGCUUGUACUACACUUAUGUAUACCUUAUUGACAUUUUUCGAAAUAAAUUUGAGUUUGAAUA
Manduca sexta (tobacco hornworm) is the source of this 4114-nucleotide messenger RNA. It is a transcript of the gene AsnS, whose product is annotated as asparagine synthetase [glutamine-hydrolyzing]. Bases 320 to 1975 code for a protein of 551 amino acids. The transcript is spliced from 3 exons. Gene Ontology annotation, molecular function: asparagine synthase (glutamine-hydrolyzing) activity. Gene Ontology annotation, cellular component: cytosol. The record is from RefSeq and is a predicted model, not a curated record. Lineage: Eukaryota; Metazoa; Arthropoda; Insecta; Lepidoptera; Sphingidae.